Messenger RNA from Penicillium daleae, 1008 nucleotides. RefSeq names its product sterol desaturase family protein. Gene Ontology annotation, biological process: ergosterol biosynthetic process. NCBI's taxonomy places the organism in Eukaryota, Fungi, Ascomycota, Eurotiomycetes, Eurotiales, Aspergillaceae. The transcript is spliced from 2 exons. The record is from RefSeq and is a predicted model, not a curated record. Bases 1 to 1008 code for a protein of 335 amino acids. Gene Ontology annotation, molecular function: C-4 methylsterol oxidase activity; iron ion binding.
AUGGGCGCAUUCCUCUCUGUUCCGUUGCUAUCCUUCUUCCUCGUUCCCACCAUCUCCUCCUACACCACCACCUUCAAUCUCCUCUUCUUCUACAUGACUUGGAGCACACUAGUGUGGUCGCAUACACCCCUCCGAGUGGAAAUAUUUGGCACGGCCGCGUUUCGAUUAGUAUUUUACGUGCUACCGUCCGUCAUAUUCUUCCUCUUUGACGUCCUAACACCGUCUGCCGCUGUCGUCGUCAAGGAACACGGCGAGGCAGGGCUUCCUGGCGGCAGGAAGCGGUUCAAGCUUCGGCCGAAGGAAUUUAAGAUUGCAGGAUGGGCGCUUGCAAAUCUUUUCUUGGGCCUCUUUACGCAAGCGGCGAUUGAAUGGUUCUUCACGCGAAUUCUGCGUGUACGCAGCGCGAUAAAGGUGUCUGUGAGCCUACCUACGCCGUGGACGAUAAUGCAGGACAUACUCUUGGCCUUUUUGCUUCGAGAAGGUUUGACAUACGCCUCGCACCGAUACGUCCUCCAUCACCCGAGGUCAUAUCUCACAAAGCUCCAUCGGGAAUGGUAUCACGACCUCAGCCUACCCUUCCCUCUCACCGCACACUACGACCACCCACUCGUCUACCUAGCGCACAGAUUCGUCCCCACCUACCUUCCAACCAUGCUUCUCCGCUUCCACAUGCUCACCUUCCUCCUCUACAUUGCCGCCAUCUCUAUCGAAGAGACCUUCGCAUACUCUGGAUACACCUUCAUGCCGACAAGCUUCUUCCUAGGCGGUAUUGCUCGCCGCAACGAAACGCAUCUGAUUUACUCGGGCGAGGGUAAUUUCGGCCCAUGGGGUAUUCUGGACUGGAUCUUGGGAACUAGUAUGGGUGAGACUGAUUUCGAGGAUGAUGUGCGGAAUGAGGCUCGGGAUCAUCAGCUUGGGCAGCGGGUGAGACACGCGAUGGAUGCGAAUAAUCGUAAGGUGCAUGUUGAUACUCUGCGGCGGAAUGGUCGGAACGGAAGAGGUAAAUGA